UUUUCGAAGAGGGGGGAUAUGUGUGAUGCAGUCUGAGUUUUGGAGUGGUCUUCAAAGUCUCUUCUUUCAGGUUACAAUGUUUAUUUAAGACGUAAUGAAGUUGAACAAGAACAAAAAAGGCAAAGGCGCGCCUAAAAGGAUAAUAAUAAAUACAUUUUACAAUUUGCAGUAGGUACAUGGUGCUAGAGCCUCCCCAAAGAGGUAGCUAUCGGUCUAACUUUGUAGCAAAGUUUCUUUUGCGGACUUGGUGAAAUAGGGCAAGACUGUAUGUCGGCGGGAUUUUGACAUAAUGAUAAAAGGAGUCUGUCAAAAUUGUUGUUGAUUCCGAUACCAGGGAUAGAAGCAGUGGCGAUGGAGGGGUGGAAGUCAAUAAUAUUGAGGGCUUGGCCCAAUGGUGCCAGCGCAAGGCCCACUUGUUGCGAGGCCAAAAAGUGAGUGGUUGAUUAUUAUCAAAGCGGUUAGGGCCGGAAUCAGUUCGGAGUUUAAAAUUAGCGCCUACAAGUUGGGGCAAUUUUUUUGGUUGGGCGUAUUUAUUUUUAAGGGCCAGUUUUUCCGAACUGUUCAAGCUGUUGGCUACAUAAUGUGUCCAACGACUAGCGAGAGCCGUGUGCAAGGCCAACUCGGUAGUUGGUGUUUUGAGGGAUCGGCGCCAGGUAUGGGCAAGAUCUCCUCUUCUAGAGCCGGAUCUUGGACCGCUAAAAUGGGCGAGUCCGGUUCUGUCUCCGCACGAGAGGCUGAGCCCGCUUCUGGCUCCGAGCGAGACGCUGAGUCCGCUGGUUUCUAUCGCGCAGGUUCGGAGCGUUUUAACUCGCUGGUGUAACCGACGCUCGCACCUGUGUAUUGGGCUGCGUUAAGGUAAUGUCAGACACAGCUAAUUUUGCAGCGCAACUUUUUGGUUGCCGCUGCAAAAGGUGCAUGUCGUGUUCACACAUAUACGAUCAAAAACGUGUUGCGUGCAGUUUUCUGUGCUGCGGCUGCCUACAAAAGUUGCGGGUAUACAAAGAAGUUGCAUAGCUAUUCACACGGUGUGUGCAGUUUUGGCAUCAGCCGCUGCAUUUUACUGCUUCCUGUGCUGCGCUUCCUCUGCUGUUCGACAUCAUUUUUAAGAAGUCGUGGUCGUGAACGUGUCUCCUAAAAAGUGAACGAAUGGUGGCCGAAAAGUGCAAAGCUGCAGCAUGUCUUGCGGUAAUCUUGCUCUACAGGAGAAAAAGAAGAAAACAACGAACUAAAAGAAAAAUUUGGGUACGAGAGUGGAUCCAAAAAAGAGAAGAAUCUGGAGUCGUUGCCAAUUUGCUGCAAGAGUUAAGACUAGGUGAUGAAACCUUCUAUCGAAACUUUUUAAGGAUGUCAGUCACAGAUUUCGACUAUCUGUUAAAUAAAGUAUCGCCUCUCAUAACAAAACAAGAUACGUUAAUGAGACGAGCUAUUACACCAACUGAACGGUUAAUCGUGACAUUGCGAUAUUUAGCAACUGGUGAUAGCUAUAAAUCUUUAAUGUACUUAUUCCGCAUACCAGCUAAUACAAUUUCAACAAUCAUACCGGAAGUUUGCCAAGCAAUUUAUAAUGUUUUGAAAGACGAAUAUUUAAAAAUACCGGAUACAGAAGACGAAUGGAAGCAAGUUUCUCGUCACUUUGCUGAGAAAUGGAAUUUUCCCAAUUGCUUGGGAGCUAUAGAUGGGAAGCACAUAAAUAUCAAAGCGCCACCAAAUAGUGGAAGUCUAUAUUUUAACUACAAACAAGCGCAUAGCAUUAUUCUCAUGGGUUUAGCCAAUGCCAAUUACAAAUUUUUGUAUAUUAACAUUGGCGCUCCUGGUCGCGAUUCAGAUGGCGGCGUUUACAUGAAUUGUUCAUUAUCACAAGCGCUGGAAAACAACACACUCAACAUCCCAGAAUCAACACCAUUGCCAGGGAGAAAACAACCUAUCCCCUAUGUUGUUGUUGCAGAUGAUGCAUUUGCAUUAAAACCGUAUAUGCUGAAACCAUUUGCUUUCAAAAGUCAAAGUGUACCAGAACGUAUUUUUAACUAUCCUCUCUCGAGCCCGAAGAAUAAUUGAAAAUGUUUUUGGAAUUGCUUCAGCCCGUUUUCGAGUUCUCCGAAGAACUAUGGAACUAUCUCCACCCAAAGUGAAAAUAAUUGUCAGUGCUGUGUGUGUAUUACAUAAUUUUUUGAUGUCUCGAAAACGUUCUUCAGCAGUAUAUGCACCAUUAGGUACUUUUGAUACAGACAACGAGGACGGUACAAUCACGUUAGGCACAUGGCGUAAUACCGAAGCAGUUGUUCUGGAGCCUCUGCAAAGAACUACAGUGCCUAGAAAUGCUACUAUGGCGGCAAAAAUGAUUCGAGACGAGUUUAAAGAAUAUUUCUGUCGAGAGGGAGAAGUUCCCUGGCAACGGUAUUAUAUU
Zophobas morio is the source of this 2404-nucleotide messenger RNA. RefSeq lists its product as uncharacterized. The transcript is spliced from 3 exons. The record is from RefSeq and is a predicted model, not a curated record. NCBI's taxonomy places the organism in Eukaryota, Metazoa, Arthropoda, Insecta, Coleoptera, Tenebrionidae. The coding region runs from base 1147 to 2055 and encodes 302 amino acids.